CCGAGCGGAGCGGAGCCGGACAGCGGUGGCAGCGGCAUGGAGCCGGGGCUGGGAGUCUUCGGGAACCCCAAGGUCGAACUUCACCUUCACCUGGAUGGAGCCAUCAGGCCAGAAACAAUCUUGCACUUUGGCAGGAAAAGAGGGAUCGCUCUCCCUGCCGACACUGCUGAUGAACUCCUGAAGUAUGUCAGCUACAAAACACCACUGACACUCAGCAAAUUUCUAGAGAAGUUUAAUUACUACAUGCCUGCCAUUGCGGGUGACCGGGAGGCAGUGAGGAGGAUUGCCUACGAGCUUGUGGAGACAAAAGCAAAGGAAGGCAUCGCCUACGUGGAGGUCCGGUACAGCCCUCACCUCCUGGCCAACUCCCACGUGGAUCCCAUCCCCUGGGGCCAAACUGAGGGAGACCUCACUCCAGAUGAAGUCGUUAGCCUCGUAAAUCAGGGACUACAGGAUGGAGAAAGGGAUUUCCACAUCAAAGCCAGGUCUAUUCUAUGCUGCAUGCGCCAUAUGCCAAGCUGGUCUCCAGAAGUUGUGGAGCUCUGCAAGAAAUAUCAAAACAACUCUGUGGUGGGCAUUGACCUGGCUGGGGAUGAGACCCUGAAAGUGAAUAAUUCCUCUAAGCAUAAGGCAGCGUAUGAGGAAGCUGAAAGAUGUGGGAUUCAUCGCACCGUCCAUGCUGGAGAGGCUGGUCCAGCUGCCAUGAUCAAGGAGGCAGUCUAUCUCCUGAAGGCUGAGCGCAUUGGCCAUGGUUACCACGUGCUGGAGGACCCUGAGCUCUACAAGGAGUUGUUGAGAACAAAGAUGCAUUUUGAGGUCUGCCCCUGGUCCAGUUAUCUCACUGGAGCAUGUCUGCCAGACUUCACGAAACACCCAGCAGUACAGUUCAGGAAGGAUCAAGCAAACUUUUCUUUAAACACAGAUGACCCCCUUAUCUUUAACUCCAACAUUGACAAGGAUUACAGCAUAGUGAAGGACUACAUGGGCUUCACUGAGGAGGAAUUCAAGAGAGUGAACAUCAAUGCAGCUCAGUCCAGCUUCUUACCAGAGAAGGAAAAGCAGGAGCUGCUCAACACCCUGUACCAAGCCUAUGGGAUGGUCCCCAACGCAUCGUGACCCAUCCCUGGGAGCCAGCAUGGAGCAGUGACCCUUCUUCAUGCAUGCUUGACCCUUCCCUGUGCUGGUGGGAGCACAAGGAGAAGGUGCCCAGAGUGGGUCUCUAUUACAGGCACCCCCAUGUUAACCCUUACAGUGCUAAGCAGAAUCAGGCUACCACAUGCACCUACCUGUCACCCCCCCAGCCUGUCUCCCAAAUGGAUAUCCAGCUUCCUAUCUUGUUUUUGUGCAAGCAGACUGAAGCUGCUUCCUGGCCCAUCUUUCUGUGCUCCAAAUUGAGAACAGAAGAACCUUCCUUGAUUUUUCUUUUCUCCUCUUGCCUUGCUUUAUCAGCCCCACUGAUCUGCCCAGCCCUUUUCUGCAGUGCUGAAAUAGCCACCUUUACCUGUGUGGCCUGGGUUUAUUGUCACCUCUGUAGGAAAAAUGUGGGUUAGUGCUGAGGAGAAGUAAGCAGGCACGGCAGAAAGAGGCUUCAUUCCCAUCCAGGUGAGGAGGAGGGUUUCACCACAGCUUAUUUACCCAGUAUUGAUCUUAUAUUAACAAGACUGGAUCAAGAACCAACUAGAAGCUGAUGCUUGUGCCCACACACAGGUCUGAAGGGCAUUAGAAAAAGAAAAAAACAAAUGCCAACACUUUUGAGCAUCCUUUCUUGGAUAAGGAACUCACAUGUAUCAGUCACUGUCACAGCAGCACAUACCUUGGGCUUGGGCUCAGGCCCAGCUGGGCUCAUAGCUGGCUGUGCCCAUGCUUGCACAGCCAUAGGGAGCUGGAACAUAUUUUUACCAUUUUGGGGCCAAACUUUGCCUUCUGGGACUUUUCCCAGUUUUGUACUCAUCCUGGAGAAUUCCUGUGAACUGCAGUUUGCUCUUCAUCUUUGUUUAGGACUUGGAAAAAUACAGGAGCGAUUGCCUGUUUUACCCCCUCUGCCCUCUUCCUGGCUUGAUGUAAUCUUUAGGCACUAUAAAAACUGAAUAAGUCAGUUGAUAAGCUAGGGCUCAGGGUCACCUCCUGACUCUGGUCCCAUCUGAAUUUCUUCUCUCACUCAACCACAACACUGGCUAGAAGUCCAGUCCUCUGUUUGGUGCAGAAUUUAUACAGAAACAUUCACCAAAAUUCCUAGGUGAAUUUGGUGCAUUAUAAUAAUUUUAUUUACUCUUUACUAUGCAAAAGCACUGUGCACCCAGAGAGGAGACCAUUUUUUUCUUAGGUGUGUGUGUGGUGUGCUUUAACAUCCCAGGUAUCUGCCAAGAUGUUUACUCCAAAGAUACUGUACCAAAAAGUUGCCUUUGGUAAGGGGCCGUGGUCACCACUACCAUGGGUAGUGUGAGGCUGCUCUGGUCUCAGCCAGCUGGGAAUGUUCCCAUUCUUUCUGGGCUUCCAUUUUUGUCUUUUGAGUAAAAAAACCUCAUCUCUGACGUUCAUGGUGCAUAUCCACAACUAUAUAUAUAUAGCUACAUAGAUUGAUAUGAGUGAAUUUCUUACUUUUAUAAAGCAUCACCCUUCAGAACAUGAUUGCAGUAAGAACCAGGCUUUUCUGGGGUAAUUUUUCUGAAAAACUGUUUCUGAAGAAGAGUUGCUUGUUUGGAUUCUGGACAGUUGAUUGUUAAUCAUGUUUAAUAAAAUAACA
Molecule: messenger RNA, 2743 nt
Organism: Calypte anna (Anna's hummingbird)
Lineage: Eukaryota; Metazoa; Chordata; Aves; Apodiformes; Trochilidae
Gene: ADA
Product: adenosine deaminase
Exons: 11
Coding region: 37-1116 (359 amino acids)
Biological process (GO): purine ribonucleoside monophosphate biosynthetic process; negative regulation of adenosine receptor signaling pathway; adenosine catabolic process
Cellular component (GO): external side of plasma membrane; cytosol
Molecular function (GO): adenosine deaminase activity
Source: RefSeq, a predicted model, not a curated record